Venustampulla echinocandica is the source of this 1422-nucleotide messenger RNA. RefSeq lists its product as uncharacterized. Lineage: Eukaryota; Fungi; Ascomycota; Leotiomycetes; Helotiales; Pleuroascaceae. Gene Ontology annotation, cellular component: U2-type catalytic step 1 spliceosome; Prp19 complex; cytoplasm. The coding region runs from base 1 to 1422 and encodes 473 amino acids. The transcript has 5 exons. Gene Ontology annotation, molecular function: ubiquitin protein ligase activity; protein binding. The record is from RefSeq and is a predicted model, not a curated record. Gene Ontology annotation, biological process: protein ubiquitination; mRNA splicing, via spliceosome; DNA repair.
AUGUUAUGCUCCAUAUCCGGUGAGGCGCCGCAACAGCCGGUGGCUUCGUCAAAGUCAGGAAAUGUCUUCGAGAAACGACUUAUUGAGGCUUAUAUCGACGAAAACCAUAAGGACCCAGUCAACGGGGAGGAACUUGAGAAGACCGAUCUUAUUGAGCUUAAAUCCAACCGAAUAGUCACUCCAAGACCACCGACUCUCACAUCCAUCCCUUCUCUACUCUCCGCCUUCCAAAAUGAAUGGGACGCAUUGGCCCUGGAGUCGUUCACUCUGCGACAACAAUUAAAUCAAACUCGACAAGAAUUGGCAACAGCCCUUUACCAACACGACGCUGCUGUUAGAGUCAUCGCCCGGCUGACCAAGGAACGCGACGAGGCUCGAGAUGCGCUGUCGAAGGUAACAAUUGGCGCGGGGCCUGUUAGUAACGGGGAUGCCAUGCAAAUUGAUAGUCAAGGUCUUCCAGAACACCUUGUCGCAAAGGUUGAUGCGACACAAGAGAAACUCUCCAAGAGCCGUCGAAAACGCCCUGUACCUAACGGCUGGGUUGAUGCGGAGACGAUUGAGAAGUUUGGUAUUUCGUCUAGUUCUGAACCACUUUACGCCGGCGCUUCCUCUGUUGCCGUUGACGAAAGUGGUCAACUCGCCAUCGUUGGUGGAUCUGAUGGCAUUGUUGGCGUCUAUUCGAUCCCCGAAAAUAAAGUCCAACAGUCAUUCAAAGCUGGAGCUGCUGUCACAGACACAGUUUGGUAUGGUAGCCACCCAGUUGCUUCCAGCGCUUCAGGAGCUGUGAAAGUAUUUGGAGACUCCGAGACAACUUUUACAUCUCAUGCUGGAAGCGCAAAUGGACUUGCAUUACAUCCAAGUGGCGAUAUUCUAGCAUCUGUUGGUGUCGACAAGAGCUUCGUAUUCUAUGAUCUGGCAGCAGGGAAGGCAGUUACGCAGGUCUACACCGAUUCAGAGCUCACCACUGCCGCUUUCCACCCUGAUGGGCACCUUUUUGCCGCAGGAGGGGCAGACGGCCAAAUUCGGCUUUUCCACGUAAAGACAGGAGAGCAUGCAGCAACUUUUGAAUUAGACGGGCCUGUUCAGGACCUUACGUUCUCAGAGAAUGGGAUUUGGUUUGCAGCUGUGGCCAAAGGCUCUACUAGCGUUGUUAUCUUCGAUUUGCGAAAGGAGGGUAAGGCAGCGGAAGCAAAGGUCCUGGAAAUCGGCGGGCAAGUCGACAGCAUCCGGUGGGAUUAUACCGGCCAGUACUUAGCGGCUUCUGGCCCUCGCGGGCUUACCAUCUCACAAUACACCAAAGCAACAAAAUCAUGGUCGGAUGUUAUCAGCACAGCCGUCCCAGCGACUGCGGUUGUGUGGGGUUCGCAGGCAAAGACACUGGUCACGGUCAACGGCGAAGGAGUUAUAACAGUGCUUGGAUGA